Molecule: messenger RNA, 1605 nt
Organism: Pleuronectes platessa (European plaice)
Lineage: Eukaryota; Metazoa; Chordata; Actinopteri; Pleuronectiformes; Pleuronectidae
Product: PI-PLC X domain-containing protein 1
Exons: 7
Coding region: 190-1152 (320 amino acids)
Biological process (GO): lipid metabolic process
Molecular function (GO): phosphoric diester hydrolase activity
Source: RefSeq, a predicted model, not a curated record
CAAAAACCUGUUUGACAACAAGAGACUCAUGCCUGUCUUUCUUAGUGGAGUCCAACAAGAUCAUCAUAGGUCACAUGAGCAGUGCAGCUUCCUGAUGAGCGCCCUCGGACGAUGAACCCACUGCAAGGUCAGAUCUAAGGGAGAGAAGAACUCCAGGAAGGCCGAGGAUUACCAUAACACAAAACUGAGAUGUCUGCAGAAAAAGACACGGGGAGUGGACAAGUCCCAAGCUUCUGUGACUGGAUGUCGCAACUUCCAGGUGAACUUCACAAAAUUCCUCUCUGCAGUCUGGCCAUACCAGGAAGCCACGACUCAAUGAGUUACGAUCUGGACAUCAACUCCUCUGUCGUAGAGCCUGAUAACCUGAAAGGUUUGAGCAAGAUUUAUUUGGCACGUCGCAUUGUGCACAAGUGGGCAGUCACUCAGGAGGAGUCCAUCACAAAGCAACUGGAUGCAGGAGUUCGCUACUUUGACCUGAGGAUCGCUCGCAAGCCAAACGACCCUGACCCGACGAGGCUUUACUUUUAUCACGGGCUGUAUACGCGGACCGAUGUGGAGACUGGUCUCAGGAUGAUUCAUGACUGGGCAGAGAAACACCCCAAAGAGAUCCUCAUCCUGGCCUUAUCCCACUUUGAAGGGUUCCAAAAAGAGAAGGUAGAGCAGCUCCACAUCCAUCUCAUCGGUUUCAUCAAGAGCUUGUUUGGAGCCAAACUUCUCCAUAGAGCAAGGAACAUUCCUACACUGAAGAGCUGCUGGGACCAAGGCAGAAAUGUCAUAGUUUCAUAUGAUUAUUCUGCAAAUCAGCACCCUGAGAUGUGGGGUAGGAUACCGUAUUACUAUGGCGAUAGUAUGGACCCUGCAGAAGUGGAAUCAAAACUCCGCCAGAGUUUGGAAAAAGGAAGGUCUUCUGAGGCUUUCUACGUAUGUGGCUUGAACCUGACCCUGCCGGAAGAUACCAGGAUUCUCAGGUACAUCUUCCGUCCCUGUGACAACCUAACGAAGGUGCUACAGAGGAGUCUGCCCAAGCUGCUGCAGUGGGUGAAACAGCAAACCAGCCACAGACCCAACAUUGUCGCCUCAGAUUUGGUGACUCGAGACAACUUUGUCUCAACGGUUGUCCAGCUCAAUAUAUCAAAGGUGGAGAUAACCUAGUGGAAUUCUGUUUAACUUCUUUUGAUCAUUCAGUAAUAAACAAUGUCUUACACCUUUUGGGCCAUUUCACCAUUAAAACACACCACUGAUACUCUUUAGGAGUUUUUAGUGUUUAAAUGUUUGAGUACUACCUUCACCACUAAUACAUAAACUUGAUAUACUCACAAGUACACCUCCUGGCUGUUGUUUAAGGAAUUUUUGUCAAUUUAUUUGUGCUUUUACCGAAGUGAAACGUUAGAGUACUUCCUCCACCACUGAUAAAUUAACGUAUCUUAGUUACUAGUGCGCCUCUUGGCCUGUUGUGGAAGUAAACAAGUUUGUGUUACUCUAAGUUUUAUCUGAGUAGGUUUUGUAUUUUUGUCUAUUUAUUUGUACUUUUACUCUAGUGAAAAGUUUAAAUUCUUCCCCAAACACUGAUGCAAUAAAGUCUUCACUUUGCGCGUGGUACUUUUA